Messenger RNA from Exophiala mesophila, 1854 nucleotides. RefSeq lists its product as uncharacterized. The transcript has 2 exons. The record is from RefSeq and is a predicted model, not a curated record. Bases 186 to 839 code for a protein of 217 amino acids. NCBI's taxonomy places the organism in Eukaryota, Fungi, Ascomycota, Eurotiomycetes, Chaetothyriales, Herpotrichiellaceae.
CUUAGGGUAGUUGCCAACCAUAUUAUUACUAAUCUACCUUGUCUGAGUCCGUCCCCAGAUCGCUUUCUUUAGUGAGCCCAGACCUCUGGAGAAACCUCAUGCUAGUCACCAUUAUUUUGUCAGAAAAUCGACUCUUUGUUUGUCCACUCAACGUCCGUGGGUGCUAAUUUGGCUUCCUGUUCACGAUGGGUCGGUUAACUAAGCCCGAAGAUGAUGUUUGGUUUGGGAUCGAGGAUCCAAAAAGAAGGAAACAGGUGCAGGACCGCCUCGCACAAAGAGCUAGACGAAAACGUUUAGCGGAGUUCAAAAAGGCAUCGUCCAACAAUGAUAAUAGCCCCCAAGCAUCCUCGAGCUGCGACCUUCUCUCCGCCGUCAGCGCGUCGCCUGAAAACAGUCCCCAAAGCCUGGAACAGUCACCGCCUCGUUCCAUCCGUGGCUUCGAUGUCAUCAUUCCCUCGUCUAACGGAAAAACAGUGCACGGCGGACUCAGUGGCUCAGCGUAUUGCGCUCUCUACAUCAAUGGAUCGAUAAUGGGAAUCUCUUGUAGCAUUCCAGUUACCGAGCUGUCACCAAAAUUUGGCCCUGAAGUCCCGGACUCUUUACAGCCAACGACUCUUCAGCUAACAAUACCUCACCCUAGAUGGAUGGAUCGCUUUCCCUUUCCCAAAAUGAGGGACAACAUGAUCACCUUGAUGGGAAUCAUCGACGAGGAAGAGUUCUUCGCGGACCUCUUCUGCCUCGACAGCUUUGAGAUCAAGCCGGGAGCGCCUGCUUGGGAUCCCACGUCUUGGAAAAUGGGCAAAGACUUUGGCAAGAAAUGGGGUUAUCUCUUUUUCUAAAUCAGGUGGCUAUAAUGUAUCUUAGAUCAGGCCAUCUGAGCAGGCCCUCUACGAUGCUAAGCUCCGACUAUGGCCUCCGCAAUGACCUUUGCAGUCCCCAAAGGAUUGCUGACAUUUGGGCAGUGCCCGGUGUUCAAGCGUCUCACAUCAACCUUAUUGCCUGACAUUUUCUCAAUGCCAGCAAUAACGCUUGUUUGAAAAUCUGGUCGCAGGAUCUGAUCUUGCUCGCAGAAUAUAUACGAAACUGGUACAUACUUGUAGCCAGGAUAUGUCAACUCGUUGCUGAAACUGACUGCAGACUGUUUGGACAUUUUCUUUCCCCAUUCAAUCGCCUCUUCUAGAGGCAGGUCCGAGAAGCACUCUUUCGAGCCUACUUCGAACUUGGUCUGACGCAUGAAACCAGUUUCCUGCACGAGGGUCAGUUGACCUGGGCUUUGAGGAACGAGACUGGCUCAAUCCUACCUCAAUUUCGAUGGUAGUCGGUAGGGUAGCGCCCAUUUGACCACCGAGAGACACCCCCGGCUCCGGGACCACAGAUGUCAGAUAAACCAGCUUGACCAGUCCACCUGGUUUUCCUGCAGCUUCUCGAUCCGUUUUGAGCACCCCUUUUGCGGCCUCCGAUCCAACCACUCCACCAUAUGAAUGUGUCACCAAAACGACAUCUUUUCCCUGGUCUGCGAGUUGCUCAACCAAACCACGAAAGAAAUCUGCGUCUUCAUACAUGGUCGCAGGCUGCUCCGGGGGAAGUCGGCUGGCUGAUGGCAAGUUCUUCACCUGUGCCUCAUAUCCAUAUUCCUGUAGCUUCUUCACAAUGUCGAAGUAGAAGUAGUCUGGACUGAAAGACCCAGGAAUGAUAACCACUGAGGGCUUGGUUGCAGACAUGGCUCUGAGGGGGUUCAAAAUGGUUCAAGAGACGAGGGCAGCGGGAUUGGACAAAGUCUGGAUAAUUGUGAUGGUUUUCAAGGCAACUGGAAGACUCACCGGUCUAGAAAGGUUCUGCAUAUUAAUAUACUGC